GGGAUGCCCAGGUGCCACCCCCGGCACCGUGGCGGUGACGGUGACAGGGGUGUCCCCGCAGGACGCCAAGCCGCUGGAGGUCUACAGCGUGGACUUCAUGGUGGACGGCAGCCAGUUGGGAUUCCUGGUGUCGGACCGCGACCGGAACCUGCUGGUGUACAUGUACCUGCCUGAAGCCAAGGAGUCCUUCGGGGGGCUGCGGCUGCUGCGCCGCGCCGACUUCCACGUGGGGGCGCACGUCAACACCUUCUGGCGCACGCCGUGCCGCGGGCACGCCGAGGGGCCCAACCGGCGCAACAGCACCUGGGAGAACAAGCACAUCACCUGGUUCGGUGAGGGACACACCUGG
Molecule: messenger RNA, 349 nt
Organism: Pyrgilauda ruficollis (rufous-necked snowfinch)
Lineage: Eukaryota; Metazoa; Chordata; Aves; Passeriformes; Passeridae
Product: cleavage and polyadenylation specificity factor subunit 1-like
Exons: 3
Cellular component (GO): mRNA cleavage and polyadenylation specificity factor complex; nucleus
Molecular function (GO): protein binding; nucleic acid binding
Source: RefSeq, a predicted model, not a curated record